This is a messenger RNA of Fusarium odoratissimum NRRL 54006, 3172 nucleotides long. RefSeq lists its product as uncharacterized. Gene Ontology annotation, biological process: DNA-templated transcription; regulation of transcription by RNA polymerase II. Lineage: Eukaryota; Fungi; Ascomycota; Sordariomycetes; Hypocreales; Nectriaceae. The coding region runs from base 282 to 3029 and encodes 915 amino acids. The record is from RefSeq and is a predicted model, not a curated record. The transcript is spliced from 7 exons. Gene Ontology annotation, cellular component: chromatin. Gene Ontology annotation, molecular function: DNA-binding transcription factor activity, RNA polymerase II-specific; RNA polymerase II cis-regulatory region sequence-specific DNA binding; zinc ion binding.
GCUUCGGCAGAUGAAGCGGUACCAGGUGCAGAGCCUAGACCGCAAUUCUCUUUCUCAGGGGUUGGUUAGAUGCCUUGCAUGUGAGACAGAAAGAACAGAUGAGAUAUUGAUGUUUUCUUACCCCACGACAACCCCAGAUUUCGUCAUUGUCGCGACUGCACCUUCGGAGCCGCAGCUUCAGAGCAUUAUUGAUGGACCUUUGCAUGUUUAGAGUGUUUACUUUACCUUCCGGAAUUGUUUAGUUCUCAGUCAGGCUUCGCCAUCGCUGCCAGCCUGAUAUCAUGAAAGGCUGCUCAUACUGUCACCGAACGUUCCACAAGACCGAGCAUCUUCUCCGGCACGAGCGCUCUCAUACAGGGGAGAAGCCAUACCGAUGUGAUACAUGCGGUCGCGGCUAUGCACGGAGCGAUGUCCUCCUCCGCCAUGUCAGAUACUUCCAUCCAAACAGUGACGCCUCACAAAGAGAGCGCCGAAGAUCCGAUGUCUCAACGAACGAGAAAAGCCGACAGCGCCGACAAAGUGUACUGGCCGAUUCCAUAAAUGUGUGUUCUAUACCGCCACCGGAGCCAGAACAAGACUCAGAAGCCGACAACGAUCACCAGGAGCAUGAAAACAACCGCAUACGCGAUCAUGGGCAGCCACAACAGCUGGAGGAUGCCUCUAUCGCCGUCGAUAAUUCGAUGGCGCAAUUCUCGACGUCUGACCUCGAUGCGUUGGCGACGGUCUCCAUGCUCCAAGCUCUCCACGAACAACCGACCGAAUCAGCCAAAUUAAACCUACAAGACCCUUUCGAUCCUGAGCAGCGACCUACGAAUCCGUCUCCAGCUGCAGGCCAUCAUGAUAAUGAACUAUCACCCAUGAGCUUCUCGCAUCAUAUGGUGGAGACAACAUUGGAGACCGCUACCCCAACCUUGUUCACCGCCAAUGCCGAGUUUCUUAGUCCUGGAGUGUCACUGAGUACCAGGGCAAAUGUCUUUCAUUCUCAUACUGCUGCCUCGUCAGCUCCCUGGGGUAAUAAUGAAGCGUCCCUCACAUCGAUGAGCAACACAGAUCUGUUGCAUUACGCUGGUGCUCUAGAGCUCUUACAACCUAACCUCAGUCAUCUGGACUUCCUUGACUUUAGUAUCGGCGAAACAUCACCAGGGGUCCGUGGCUCGCAAGCCUCGAGUAACAGCAUCGAUCCUGUAAGCAGUAUCCCGCUCGAGCGCUUCGCGAGGGUUGCCGCACUAUGGCCUAGAAACCGGACGCAUUCCGCAAGUCAAAUUGCUUCGAAAGUCUGGGCGGACGUGGUGAACUAUCGGGGUGACGGUAUCUUCACAGAUGUCUCUAUUUCGCAGUCGUCGCCAAGCUCUACCAUAGGUACUGAGAAUGAGUCGAGAUGGGGAAUGGACGAAGAAAAGAGACAGGAUCUCAUCCGCGAGUUCGGUUCACCUGGUUCCAGCGUUGACUUUCUACCGGCGCGGCUACUAAAUCUCGGUCUCACCAUCGCCUUUCGACAGCCUCAUUCUCUCGUCCCGUUUAUACACCAACCGACGUUCUCAGCCAAGUCGGCAUCUAAUUCAGUCGUGUUCUCGUUAUGCCUCCUUGGCCUGGUUAUUCUAGACUCUUCAUUUGUGAAGCCUUUCACGCAACACUACCUGCCAGCAGCGACAGAGCAGUGCUGUUCUCAAUUAGCGACACCAUCGUUUGGUCCAGAGGGGUCUGCACAGCUUAUCGAGCGCCUUGCAUCAGCGGCUUUGCUUCUGAUGGCUUGGUCAAUAAGCUCACCACAUGGUGCUCGUGACGCGUUCUUGUCCAGAAUGCUAUACCAUCAGACCAUUAAUCGGGUUCAAAUGUCAGGAUUACUGAUGCCACGUCCCGCUUCGUUCAGUAUAGACAAUCUACUCAAUCAGGCGAACUCGGUUAGACUUAUCCAUGAUCCAGCGCAGAGCGAUGACUGGACGUGGAAGGUAUGGGCUCGAACAGAGAGCUUCAAGAGAUUAAUAUCGACGCUGAUCAUGAUUGACGCCUGGUGGGCUUCUAGACUCAACACGGAGCCACUCAUCUGUACUUCCGUGGUGCAAUUGGAGAUGUCGACAUCGAUUGACCUGUAUCGGUCCUCAUCUGCAAAGUCAUGGAGGAGUUGUCGUAAUGCUGGCACAAGUGCAACUACAGACCCUGUCAUCAUACGAAUGCAUGACCCAUCCAUCACUUUAAAGCCGCUUCAAGAGACUUCGCCGAUUGGAAUGACUGGCUUGUUGUCUGUCAUCUGGGCGCGGAUUCUUCAACAUCAGCAUCAAACAAGAGCAGCUAGGCUACCAGAAGAUGGCAAUGGAGAGCAGCCAACCGCAAGUGUUGAUGCUUCGACUGAGACGGGUAACAACAUGUUGCGUGUGCUGGGCGAUAUCUACACAAACUACUCAAGGUUUCUUCGGUAUAGGAACCCCAACUGUAUCGCACAGUGGCACUUCCUGAACCUCAACCUACUGGCCAACCUUGAGAUCUUCGAAAUGGCCUCUGGUCGCAACGGAGCUGAGAGCGCAUACGCUGCAUUGCAAGAGAUCGCCAAUUGGAGUCAGACCCAGUAUGCACGACGAGCUUGUCUCCACGCAGCCGGAAUCUACAUCGCCAUGAGCCGCAGGCGUGCGAACGAUGGCGUCAUGCUCCAUUCCGACAUGUCCUUAUUCACAGCUGCGCUUGUACUAGGACUCUCUGUGUUUAUGAUGAAGCCGAACGAGGUGCAUAGUGACUCUGACACAGAGUCAUUUGAGUUACUCAACGAUAUUGACUGGACUAAUCUAUGUGAUCCAAUGUCAGCAGUAGAUAUUGCCGGGGAUACUAGUGCCAGUCAGUUUAUACAGAAUGGAGGAAGUAUUAGCUUCUCCGGAACAGUUUGUGAAGCGGGAUAUAAUGCUGCCAAGAUGAUCUUGCUCGAGUUUGCGAGCUUGCUAGAAGAGGUUGGGAAGUGGAAUGCGAAAGAACUGUGCCACAUACUCCGGAUAAUGAGCGACUCUUUGAUCGAAGUCGACGACCGAUUGGGCGGUGAUUGACCUGAAGCGCUCAGAGCUUUUAUAUGUACAAGUAGCCUCGAACAGAUAUAGAGUAUUAUCACUAGAUAAGGUACUAUUCAUACGCGAGAACCUACAUGCGAACAAGGUUAUUAAAUACAAAUACAACAUAUUCUUUGCUCCAG